AUGCGCAUGACUCUCUCAUUUUGUCCAAACGGGUCAUCUUCAAAGCCUUCACAAGCACAGCCUGCCGAGCCUGGCUGUCCUUUCUACAAAAAAAUUGGGGCCUGCAGGCACGGCACAAAGUGUUCACGCUCGCAUAUUGUUCCAGAAAGCAGCAAAACUAUAAUCUUAAAGAAUUUCCACUGUGGCUUUGACAACCUUGUUAGACCAGGGUCUUCAGAAAGUACAGCUCAGCAUGAUUUUGAUGACUUUUACGUAGAAGUGUAUACUGAAAUAGACGAACAAUAUGGUAAAAUCGAAGAGAUGAUAGUAAGUGACAACGUUGGAGAGCAUAUGAUCGGCAAUGUUUACAUUAAAUUUUGCGACGAAUCGAACGCCAGGAAAGCAGUUGAUGAUCUCAACAACCGGUGGUUUGAUGGAAGGCCAAUUCAUUGUGAGUUUUCUCCCGUACAAGAUUUCAAAGCUGCCUGUUGUCGUCAGUAUGACCACGGAGAAUGCGAUAGAGGAAAAUUUUGCAAUUUUUUGCAUUUAAAACAAGUUAGUAUGACUGUUAAAAAAAAGUUGCUGAAAAGAAGAGGAAGAAUGCAAAAAAAGCGCUUAAAGGCCAAAAGUAGUGUAAAAUCAAAAAGAAAAGAGGAUGACGAUAUGCUACCUAAAAAGUAUCAAAACACUUCCAGCACAGAGGAAUCAUGGUCUGACAACGAUGUCGACACCAGAACCAGUAUAUCAGAAUCUUCAACUCCAAAUGCGUUCCGCGAAGACCGUUAUCCGUCGGACGCCAGCGAUUCUGUCUCUGAUGACGAUUCCAUUGUAAUUACACAUAUGCAGAUGCUGAGAAGGCAAAAAUGGGAAGAAUUACGGAGUCGACUAUCCUACCACCCAAAAUGGGACGAUGAUCGAGAAAGGAAUUUCGUAUUUAGUCUUCUAUGA
This is a messenger RNA of Enterobius vermicularis (human pinworm), 927 nucleotides long. The record is from the annotation of a GenBank genome assembly. NCBI's taxonomy places the organism in Eukaryota, Metazoa, Nematoda, Chromadorea, Rhabditida, Oxyuridae.